Ctenopharyngodon idella (grass carp) is the source of this 4616-nucleotide messenger RNA. RefSeq names its product GTPase IMAP family member 9-like. The transcript has 3 exons. The coding region runs from base 3449 to 4411 and encodes 320 amino acids. Gene Ontology annotation, molecular function: GTP binding. The record is from RefSeq and is a predicted model, not a curated record. Lineage: Eukaryota; Metazoa; Chordata; Actinopteri; Cypriniformes; Xenocyprididae.
GGCCUGUUUUAGUUCUCUCGAAGCUGAUAGGGCUCUCUAGCGAUAUCCCAAUUCGUCGGUCACUACUGACGUAUGCCUCCAUUCCCUCCUUCAGGGAACGAGGGUUACAUACGUAACCGAGACGUUUCUUUUGCGCUUCAUUUAAGCUAUAAAAAAGUAGGCUAAUAUGCUGUGCGCGCCGCAUUUGCGCAUGCAAUUCUUGAGUGUGUGCCGUGAGCACAGUAUAACAUCUGAUUGGACAGUCAAGUUCAUUUUUCUGAAUUUUACUGACAUAGCCUGACAACAUCUCAUCUGUUCACGCAGUUCACUGUUGUUCAACUGAAGCUCCCUCAUCGUCACCUGUAGCCUACCUUUUCCCAUUUUCAUUGAUUCAACUGAUUCGUUCAAAAAGCUGAUUAAUUCAGUAAACAAACACAGCCAUUUGUUGCUCAGGGACUCAAUUACAGUGCCGUGGAUUUGUUUUGAAUUAGUAGUCAACAUUUGAAGUGGAUCAAAACCUUUCAUCAAAGUUGUCCUAAAACCUUCUUCUUAGGACAACUUUGAUUAACUUUUUUGAUCCACUUCAAAUGUUGAUAUUCAUUGGCGAAAUUGUGGAAAAACAGACAAUGGUGUCUAAAAUGUAAACAUGAAUAAAAUUAAUAUAACAUUUAUUAUCAUGCUGAUAUCUGGAGAAAAACGGCACUCUUCAUGUGAUAUUUAUUAACUAUAUUAAAGUCACACAGUGAAAGCAUGCACUCUAAAUGCGCACCGACACUACAAGACAACAUCACAUACAGGGAUGUCAGAUCAAUUGUGCAUCGUUAAAACAACAAUUAUUAUAAAAUCACAGGCUAAAUAUAUCGCACACCCCUACCCUCUUCACAGUAAUUAAUAAUAUUUGAAAUUCAGGUCUGUAUAUAUUUCUAUUUAGACUCUUGGGGGCAGUGAAACAGAUAGGCUACUCUGGUGGCGCCAAUCAAUCUACAAUCUUUCACUUCAUGAAGUCGUGAAUUUACAUUAUGCAUUUAAAUUAAUAGUACCCACUGCAAAAUCAUACUGGGUUGGUCACAGGGGUGGCCAGAGUUUAUACAGGGGUGGCCGUGGCCACCACAGGCCACCCCUUGGGGGCCCCUGUUCAGACCUAGUGGAGUAAUAGUAAUAAUAUUUAGGUCUGAAUUAUAGGGUCAUUAUACAGAAAUGUCCACUUUUCUGUCCCUAGACUUUACAGAAAUAUUACACUUGAAAAACACUUUAGGAUUACAAUUUUUUUAUAUUUUAAUAUGAAACAAUAUGUUAUUUGAACAAUAAACCUUCUUGAGCCAUCAAUGUGGCAAUAUUUGUUUUUUAAUUAAUUAUAAAAAUUCCAAGCGCCACAAAAGUGCUCGUCCCCACAGUCAUGUACAGAGGGAAAGUGCUUUAUUUUGAGCUCAGAAACAGGUUUUUCUACCAUUUUAAAUAUAAUAAUGUAUGCAUAACUAUCAAGUAUAUAAUGUAAAUGACAUGAAAAAACCAAAUGCCGAAUAAAUAUUAUAAAAUAUAUAAUAAAUGUAGUGUUCACUGUUGUUACCUACCUUUAACAAAAAUCUCUUAUUUUGAAAUAAAAAAUCACACUGAUGACAUCACUUGACUUCCUUCUUCCUAUUUCCUGAAGAUUCAUUAAGAAAGGCCAAUGGAAAGUCCACUACCUCUUUUCAGUUAUCAGAAAUUUUAAUUAGAAAAUCAUAAUUUCAUAUGAAGCUUUUAGUUGAAGUCACUGAUAUGACCUACUUUAUUGUUAGGGAAUUAAAAAAAAAAAAAACUAGAAUACAAAUGGAUUAAAUUACUUAAUUUUGUGAGUAUACCAUGAUUGACAACAUGUGGAUUGAAACCUUGCAGCAGCCAUUUUGUAAAAUGCAUUUUUCAUGAAAAUUGCACAUAUCUUCUCACAGCGCAUGCGUUCUCUUUCGCAACUUGCACUCGAAUGUUUAAAUUGACAAGGCUUAAAUGAGUUUAGUUUAAAUGCAGAUGGAUAGCAACAUGUGCUGUUCAAGUCUCACCUGCACUCGCGCGCUAUCAACACCCGGGUAAUGACGGCGAAUUGACUGGUCAUAUAGAGCAUACGGCACUUGCAUUGAACAAAGUUUAGGGGAAGCCUGAAUACGUAUCCAUUGACAGAAACAAGCAUUAGCCUAACUCUGUCUGUCUGUCUGUUUUAUUUAUUUUUUACAAACCAUAUUAUAGAUGCGUAUGUGUCGUCAGAUAGAGAUGAACCGCGGUGCAAGUGCGUGCUGAACCGAGUGUGCAGAACGGUACGGUUGUUUUUUUUUUUACCGAGAACCAUUUCACCCCUAAUAUAUACCAACAUGGCUUUGCAAACAUAUGUUCAGAUAACGUCUUCCUCUGGCAUUCCAAAGAAAUGAAUAUAAGUGGAAAAUAUUUUCUCCUUUCUACCACGUGCUCUCUGUUCUCUGCGGUGUCUCUUCCUAUCAGCAACAAUUGCAGCCAUGUCGCAAAAUGGGUUAAGACAUGCUUUUUUGGGCAUUAAAUAAUGGCUCAAACACCAGUAAAUUGACGAGCGUAAACAUUAGUAAAUCGCAUUACGUGAUUCAUUUAAAUAUUCUCCUCCCAUAAAUUUUGCGUCUGAAAGGGAAUCUCCUACAAAUGCAUAGCUAUGCAAUAAGGUCAGCCACAAAAACAAUUCAGUCCACGCCUUUUCAGCACUAAUUUUGCACUGUGUGUCUUUAGUAGUUUUUUAUCACUAAAAGAGGGUUUGCACUGGUGCAAGCUGUUAGUAAAUCUGGCCCAUAGCCAUGAUGCAAUAAAGGCUUUUUAUAACUUUUUCAACAAGAUUUGAGUGCCUUGGAUUACUAUUAUUUUUACAUCAACUCGGAGCAAACGUUUUAUUAAUGUUACUGGAUGAAUGUUUGUUCAUAAGUUUGAGAGAACUUUGCCAGAACAUUAGAAGAAUGUUCCCUGUUAGCUGAGUUAGAGUUGAAUGAGGAAGAUUACAUGUAAUUAAAAGGGUCUGGAGAACCUAACUGACUGCAGUUUACAGCAGCUGCAGUUUCUGUAGAAAUCUGUCACAUUUUACACUUUUUGUUGAAUGUCGAACAUUUCAAAACUAAUCAAGCAAGUUGUACAUUGUGAUUACAGAUUUCUUUUUUCCUGUUGAAAAAAUCAGAUUAAUGCCUUUGUUUGCAUAAAGUAUGUUUUAAGCCUGUGCACUGUGUGAUUUAAUGUGCAAAUAUUGCAGUAUGUCUGACUUUAUUACCUAUAAAGUGGGAUAAUGGUGUCAGAUAUAAUGUGAAAGACAAACCAGAUUAAAUCACACCAUGAUAAAAUAAGUCUAAUUCAAACAACUUAGUUUAGAGCAGAGAAACACUGCAGACUAUUGUUUGUACAAUUUAUUCAGUUUUUGAAUAGAAUCAAGUUAAAGUGGAUCUCUUUUACAGGUCUUGAAGGUCACCUAAGAACAAAACAAAGGAAGACAAUGGAUACUCAUCUGCGUCAAAGAGGAUUUCAUCAGCCUUUAAAUAAUGCAGUGCGAGAGCAGGCACAGAGCAACAUCAAGAACACUGAACUAAGGAUCGUCCUUCUGGGGAAAACUGGAGUUGGGAAAAGUUCAACAGGAAACACUAUACUGGGAGAGAACAAAUUUGAAUGUAAAAAAAGUUUGAGCUCUGUAACAAAGCAAUGUAAGUUUGGGGAGUCAGUUGUUGGAGGCCGAUGUGUAUCUGUCAUUGACACUCCUGGGUUUUUUGACACAACACUUCCAGAAGAAGAGAUGGCAGAAGAGAUGGCAAAGAGUGUGUUUCUGUCUGCACCAGGACCUCAUGCAUUCUUAUUUGCACUUCCUGUAGAUAGAUUCACAAAGCAGGAGAAAGAAGUACUGACAGAAAUUCAAAACAUUUAUGGUGUCGAUGUACUGAAAUAUCUUAUAAUCCUCUUCACAAAUGGGGAUGAUAUUGACCCAGAGACAUUUAAGUCAGAGGUAAAUGAGCAUAACAUAUUAGGACCAAUUGUUAAGAGCUGUCAGGGGUAUCACGUCUUCAACAAUAAAGAUCAGAAUAACAGAGAGCAGGUGAAUGAUCUACUGCAGAAGAUUGACACAAUGAUAGAGCAGAAUGAAGGAGAAUACUACAGUAAUCAGAUGUUUCAAGAUGCUCAGAGAUUCAGACAAGAGGAAGAAGAGAAAAUAAAAAGAGAAGAAGAGAGAAGAAAUAUAGAGAAAGCAGAAUAUAGCGUAGAGUACCACAAUCCGUUAUUUUCGGAGUCACUGAGAUUUGUACCACAGGAUAGAAGGAAUAGAGAAAGCCAAUACUCUGACCGUGCAAGAACAUCAGCAUUUAAGCGUUUCCGACAAAGUUUCAUUAAAUUUUUUAUACGUCUUGCAAAUCGAUUCCGUCAACACAGAGAAAACCCAUCAUACUCACCUAUGAAGGAAUUCAACUAAGAAUGUGUACUUUAAUUACACAGUAUGUUUCUUAAAAAUGCAAUCCAGAAAGGGUGCAAUAGUUGUUGCAAAACAGAAUCAGAUGUUUUCUGUCAUGCAUUUUUUCCAUAUAUUUAAAUCACAUGUAAGACACACAUUUUCUACUUGGAUAUUAAAAUUCACAUUAUGGAUAGGUUUCUUUUCUUUUUUUUUUUUUUUUUUUUUA